This is a messenger RNA of Colletotrichum lupini, 9297 nucleotides long. RefSeq lists its product as uncharacterized. NCBI's taxonomy places the organism in Eukaryota, Fungi, Ascomycota, Sordariomycetes, Glomerellales, Glomerellaceae. The record is from RefSeq and is a predicted model, not a curated record. Bases 1 to 9297 code for a protein of 3098 amino acids. The transcript is spliced from 3 exons.
AUGGACGGCUCGUCGUAUAAUUACGGCUUCAGAGCCCCUCAUACCAACUCGCCUUUCCCCGAUACCCCGACGAGUGCCUCCUAUAAGACCAAUGUAAAGAGAACCAAGACCAAGAAAUGGGUCGAGGCCAAGACCCAAAACUACGACGGCGAUGACUGGGGAAACGAUUUUGAAGACGAAGCCGAUGAUCCCGUUCCCGUGCCGCCGCUGAAGCCCACGGGCUACCGUCAAGCCGGCCAGUCAACCAAUACAGCUCUCCCGUCGCACCAGCCGCCAGCUCCGUCAGCUCCCCAGCCGGCCGAGCCUGUGCCUUCAAUGCGACCGGCGCAGCCGACGGUGAAUGAAGCCAGACCGACGUCCAGCCAUCGUCCCACUGCCGGGCUUCCGCCUCUGCAAAUUCAGAACUCAGCAAAGCCUACGCCUCCCGUCGUGCAGCAACCUGUGGUGAACGAGGUGAAGCCGCCUGCACCUGUGGCAGAGCCAGCCUCAGUAGGUGCUGCUCCCGAAAGGGCUCCUCAGGAACCGCUCGUGUCACCACCUCCACCCGCCAGCGCUGGACUGCCUUCACGGAUGAGCCCAGCACCAGUCCCAGCGCCCGUUCCAGCACCGUUCGCUGGUCGCCCAGAAUAUCCCAGGGGCACUCCAUCUCCUCCUGUGGGAAGCAGACGAACUUCACCGGCACCGGCCCAGACCCAAGCCACCCGCUUCCCUCCUCGUAAGAGCAGCAUGGGGCAGCAGGACCGUGAUCGCCAGGCUUCCGGUUCUCGGUCGAGCUCCACGCAGCGUCCGUGGAUAGACCAACGAUCAGCGUCUCCUUCCAAUGUCAAAUCGCCGGGCACACCGUCCAACACCACAGCAGCGCACUUUAUCCGACCCUCGGAUAUCUAUCGCCAGAUGGACGACAAUAAAGAAAAAGAGGGUGGAUUGACGGAGGCGGGAAGGCCAAGCAUAGACAGUGCUACUGGCCCUAGGAGCGAAUCGUCGGUGUCGGCUGCCAACCCGACAGUUCCGGUAGUCGACGCUGGUGAGCAGCAGCCAAUGCGCCGCAGUUUGGACAAAGGCGACGGGCUGGGUGUUGUCGAUAAUGCCACACGACAACCUAUUCUGGCACCGGUGGCGGAGAGAAAAAGCGAGUAUGGCUUCGAUGGGCUUCUAGCACAACCUCAGGCCCAAGGAGUAGACCGAGGCCGACUGAGCCCUCCAGGAGGCAUGCCGGAGAGCAACUUGGGUGUACCAGAGCCGCAGUUGCAGCGCCCGACUGCAGAAGAGUCUGACCAAAACCGCCGCUACUCCACGAGCCCUCGACUGCCCGACCUGGCACGCAUGUCCCUUUUCGGAGACGACUUCUUCUCGAACCCAGACAAGUAUGCUCACGAGGCGCCUCCGAUGCCGAGUUUGCCAUCCCAGAUCCAGACGCAGCCUUCCGAACCCGCUUCUACGGCAGAGAAGGCGCCAGCUGUGCAUAAAUCUCCCACUGCUGCGACGCCUGGUGAUGUGACGUCUCCACUUCCCACUAUCAGCACGACUCCGCAGCCAACCAACUCAUCGUUGCCUGCAUCUCAACCAGUCAGCAGGGAAAGGUCGCGUUCACCAUCCCAAACGCCACCAGCCUUGGAGGAAUCCAGCAGAUCUCGUCUGCCUUCGCAAACUACUCGACCGUCUAUUCCUGGAGGUUGGGUCACCGAAACACGCUCCAUUGCCGAUUCUCAGUCUACUUCCGCCGUUGCGACACCCGCUGCUACUGCCGAUCGGAAGCCCAUUCUCGGCGUGGAUCCUGGCGAAGUUUCCCCCAUCACCGACAACGAAGACGACAAGUUUGGCGCCAGCGGGGUAGCUACGACGAAGGAUACAGUAUCCAUUCCUGUUUCCAUCCCCGAAGCUUCGGAGCGGGCCGCUCAGAUGGAGGGUCGUGUUGACCAGGAUGACGACCCGGAGACUUCGGCUCCUCUGAACCCUCGCGAAUCAGGCAGCUCGUCAUUGGAUUUUGCGGCGCCAGAGAGGCUGCAGCGCGAGUCCACCAUGAGCACCAUUGCCGACCCAUCCCCUGUCAAGGAGAGCGAUAAGUUGAGAGAAGAGAUUAUGCGCAGCCUCAGUCCCGUCCGCCCUACAAGUCACGAACUGAACAACUUCAAUAACCAUCAGUCGCUGAGUCCGGCCGUCGACAACAGCGGUACUCGUGAGAGCGCCUAUCUCGACAGCGUCUACGACGACUAUUGGACUGCAGGCGACGACAAGCCCGAUGUGCCCAGCUUGCCUUCACAGCAGCCAGAGCAAAAGAGGGCGCUUACCCCCAACAAAGACAUCUCUGACGUCCCUCCUUUGAGCCCUCGCAAAGAUGCCAUGGACAAACCUCCCGCACUUGGUCGACGGUUCUCAUGGGAAGCAGGAGGAGAGCAGGUUACGCCAAAGGCCUCUGAUGCUCAGAAGGAUCCUCUCGCCGAGCCUCACCCCCAACCUGGUGACGCGGGCGAAGACAGCGUGCCCCCUAAACAAGGCGAUGAUGAGCUGCAGGCUACACAAUCAGAGGUGGCCAGCGACUCGGGACGUACGCCGCUCGCUACUGGGUUGGACGAUGGGCAUAUUAGCGUGCCGCAAGACGCGGGCGCGAUGUCUCAUCAAGUGUCGCAGGUUAGUUCGGCGCCGAGAGAUCGCAUGGACUCCGAAGUGAUCGAACCGCCGUCACCCGUGUCAGUCACGGCUGAUAAAAACACUACGUCGGCUGCACCCACCCGCCGACUGUCGCUCGCGGAAGAAAAGUCAAUGGCUCGGGUCUCAUCAAACCCCGUCUCACCCAGCCCACCGCCCGGCGAUCACCCUGCCCUGGCUCAGGUUCAACCCGAGCCUGAGCCCGAGCCAGAGCCAGAGUCGUCCGAGGCUGGCCAGGCACCUGCAUCUCCAGCGGCUCCUCAACGCCAGUCGACGCAGCCUGUCAAGAUUACAACGUUCAAAGAGAUCAUGGACCUUUCCAAUGCGAAAGACAGGAUUCAAAAGUACAAUGAGACGCGCUCCCAAUUCGCGUCGAUGGAUUCGGGUCUGAACAACUGGCUGGAAAACUUGAAAGCUCAGCAUCCUGAGCACGCCAACGCAACUGCAUCAUUUGGAGUUGGCGCACCUGGCCCUGGUCAAUCGCAGUCAUCGCCAACAACUUCUCAGCCGGCUUCUCAACAGCCUUACUAUCAGCAGUACCUCAACGCAAGCAACCCAAACCUCGCGGCGGGAGCUUCGGGUCGGCCUCCUGCGGGAAGUGCGCCCACUGGUUCGUCUCAUUCGCCUUCAAGUGAUUUUAAGCAUUCGAGCGGUCAAGUUGGGGCGAAGGGCAAGGGACUAUUGCUUGCGGCUGGCAAGGCGGGUAAAGGUCUAUUGAGCAAGGGAAAGAACAAACUCCGUGGCACUGGGGACAAGAGCGACUCAUCUCCCCCGCCGGCUCAACCCAAGACUAGAGCCGAGCGACGUACUUCAUGGGGCAUAAGCCUCGGAUCGCGUUCGUCACCUCGUGCCGACAGCUACGGUCAUGCCCACUCACGGUCGCACUCGGGAUCCGUGUCAGGCCCAACUCCACAGACCAUCCCGGAACAUCCGGCAUCUCCGACUCCACCGCCUCAACUACCCCAGACCUCACGUACAUCCCCAUUUGAUACCUUGACUCAGGGCAGUGAUGAUCAAGCUUCGGCUUGGGCCCCACCGCGGCCCCAUACGCCGCCCCAGCAGUCUGCCGGACCUCCCGGAGACAGUGAUUCGGAGCCGGUAUCCCCCGUCUCGGACACGCACUCCAUAUCGACGACGCCCCGGUUCCAAGCCAAGGACACGCCCGGUGACGACUAUUCCGUGGGAGGUGACCUCCAGGUUCCUAGACCCAUCAGCAAGACUCAGCCAUCAUGGGACCCCUUCACGGGCACGCCCUUAGUGGAAGAGGAGGGAUUCGAGAUGGGACAGUCCACGGAUCCAAGCCCUCCUGCGUCUCAUGCAGGUCAAGGCCAAGCUCCUCCCCCCUCUUCUCAAGCCACACAAACUGUCGCCGCUGUAAGACCACGUGCAAACACAGCCGAUGAACCGUAUGACGACUGGGUCGUUGUGUCGCCGCAGUCGCCUCCUUCUGGCCAAAUCCACGUGGUACCUCCUCAGUCACCGCCACAGGCGCCGCGGUCAUUCGAGCCUACCGAGUCAAGCAGAGAAGUUGAUGAGGACGACCACGAUUUGACUCAUGGUUCUAGUUCAACGGGUCUUUUUAUUGUGCGGCCAACUCAGCAGUUGCAGCCGGUUCAGCAGCAGUCGGUCCAGAAGCAGCCGAUACAGCAGCCGCAACAGACCAUAAAUCAUCUUCCAUCACAGCAGACUUCUCCCCAGCGCCAGUCAUCCUUUGUUGGCCUACCGCCCAUCAGGCGAAGUUCUACAUUCGGUAUCAACCUGACCAAGCGGGCGAAGAAACGCUUUCCCUUGGACGAAGACGAUGAUAACAACUUCGUUUCCUCUCCGGUCAACACGACAACAGACCACUAUGGCAACGAUGGCGGCUCUUCAUCCCGCUUCCAGCAAGGGGAAUCCAGCUGGUCUGCACAGUCUGCGCAACCCAUGCGCGUCGACACUGGGCCACCACGCUUCCGUAAAGACAGCAACAUGUCACAUAAUGUUCUUUCGGCGACGUCAACGCAGGCGGCUACGCUGGCGACCGAGAGUAGUGGGAUGACAGGGCAGGACCUCAGAAUUGAUGAUGAAAAGAGACCUCUUGGGCCGGGGGUAGCAAUGAAGGGCGCCGGCCGUGUACCAGAACCCAUUGACACAAGAGCAGCGAUGCAACAGAAUGAGGGUCGAACGAGCGGUCCGCCCUAUGGUCCAGGCAUGCCUCCUCAUCAAGGGAUUAUGUCUCCAACUUUCGGAGGCAACCCGAUCCAUCACCUCCCUCCACAAGGCCCAUGGAAGCUUGAGGAGUCGCAUUUGUCUGAGCCACUGGCAACCAGCAGAAACCGGCAGUCGGGAGGAUCGCUAUCGCCUCACCAGCAAACCUCCUUCGGGAUCGAUAAAGAGACUGGUGUGCCUUCAACGGCGGCGCAACGACCCGAGACGCAGUUACCCCCAAGACAAAAGUUCUCUGAAGUGCCUCCUUCAUCAGCGCAGCGUUAUCCAGGCCUAUUCACCCCGCAAGCAGGAUAUCAAAACCCCAGCUCUCCCACAGGGCCACGAGGCUCAGAAGACCUUGGUCAGCAUUUCUACAACCGUGAUUCUACCUCGUUGUACAGGACACAAACUGGCGACUCCGAAGUCAGCGGCUUCGAUCCCUCCAUAGAUGAAGAGCGUGGGCGCAAGCGAAGCUCUGGCUUUUUCAAAGAAAUCGGAGGUCGCAUCUCGCGUCACACCUCGCGGGAACGCCCAGCGUCCAAGGCCGAGAGCGGAGCACCAAGCUACAUGGCUGGUCCAGACGUGCGAGGCGAUGCCGUGUCCGAGGCUAGCGUUGCCACAGGAGAGCUGCAAGACCGCCAGAGAAGACGUUCAAGCUUCUUCCUCAACUUACGGGGUUCGAAACCUUCGGAUGUGGGAGGGCCCCAGGGCCGUGAUGGCGGUGAAGGGAUUUCGCCAUCACCAAAGGCGAGCCCGAACCCGGGCGGCCCGUCCCAGGUCCAGCAACCACCACCGGGAGGGCCCGCGGAGAGAAAACGGUCAUUCUUCGGUCCGGGUGCCGAUCAAUCCGCCAAUUUCCCAAUGCCCAACCUGUCUCGUUCGUCAACGUCCACUGCUGGAUAUGAAGUUGCAGGCGGAGCAAUGGGCCCUCCUAAGAAGCGGUUCUCCGGCUUUACGAGCAAGGUGUUCCCUCGUAGUUCAAGUCAGCAGGAUUUACAGGUGCCACAGAAACCUAGUACAUCACAUUCCACUACGACUUCGACCAUGUUUGGUCGCCCGCCAAGCACGCAGGGAAGUCAACCUGGCAAACCUAUCCCCUUGGCCGCGCAGGGGAGAGAGAGGAGUAAUACCACUGGCACAAACCAACUUUUUGCACAGGAAACCCUGGUGAAUAAGCCGUUGGGCAAUGUCGAAGAUGACGAACGAGGUAGAAGAAGUUCAGCAGGCGGGUUUUUCUCUGGGCUUUUUGGUAAACGCGCCGCCAACAAGCCGACCGAGACCCAGCAUGGAUUACCUCAAAGACAGGACCAGAACGCAAGUGUUCCUGCGCAGUUCAGAGUGCAGCAGCAUACUGGUCAACAGCUACCGCCGUCAAACCUUGGACCAAGGCGCGAGGAUGAAGGCCAGCCGCCUAUACGGAGCCCGCCUCAGGGGUUCGGCCAGCAGCAACAGGAGGAGUCGCCUCGCUUCCAAGGCUUUUCCAUGCACCCGGGAGCUGGCGCACGAAUUCAACCUCAGCCUCAGUCCCAGCCUCAGGGACCUGAACUUCAUCAGAGAAAGUCCAACGGGUCUGUCUUGCCCUCUCCUCAACCGUCGCAGCAAUUCGCUGCUGUGACAGAUCAACAGAGAAGCCUCGCAUUGGAAGAAGCGCGAACACGCCCGGUGUCAGACUUGCAGAGCGAACGUCGUGAAGCCCCUAUCGCGCCUGGUCAUGAAGCGAAUGAUGAACAUGUCUCACGGAGAAAGUCCAGUCAGAUGUUGAAUAUGGAGUCACAUCCCUCACAAUCGUUUAAUGCUCCGGCGCCCCCAUCACAGAGAGAACAACCAUCGCCGGGACGCCGCCGUCUCACUGAGCAGAGACAGCCUUCUCUUUCAUUUCUGCAGGCCGAGGAGCAGCUCUCGCGCCCUGAGCUGUCAGACGACCAGACCGAAACCCACUGGGUUCCUCCCGGAUUCUCGGCCGAGCCAACGCCGGAGCCAUCGAUCAGACACAGCUACGGACGCGAGAACUCGCCGGGGCCCCAGACACCGCCUCUGGGCCAGGGGCAAGGCACCAAUCACCAACAGACUCUCGGCGUCCAGAAGCCUGGUCACGCCAGGCGAAUCUCGGAGCAAUCUGCGUCGCUGUUGUCUCCCUCCUCCAACUUCAGGGCACAAUCUCCCAAUGGAGUCGUCGGCCAGUCUGAUACCUCGCAACAGUCCUCGAAAUCGAACUCGCCCAAACCGGCGGCCAUUACUCAGAUGCCGGCUCCGAGGGCACCUUUGGCAUCUGAAAGUCGAGCGCCUCGACAGGACCCGUCUCAGGGGCAGUCGCAGCCUGAUCGACCAGCCAACAUGCAGGAGCCCUAUGGGACGGGUCCGCAAAUGACUGGAUUGGCUUCUCCAGGACGUCCUCAGCAGCAGCAGCAGCAGCCUCAGCUCUUGCAGCAUUCUCUUCAACAUCAACAUCAACAUCAAAACCAACACCAACAACAACAGCACCCACAUCCACCUCAGCAUCAGCACCAGGGCUUUGAUGCUGAAAACAGACCUCCAGCUCAAUUUUCUCAAGCGUUUCCCCCACCGAAUCAGCGUUCUUCGCUCCCUUUUCCGCAAAGCCAAGACAUGCAGUCUAGCGGUCAAGACUCGAGUGUAGAUGGUCAACAGAACCCAGUAUCAAAGUGGUUCAAGAACAGGACCUCAACACAGCCACAACCUCGGCCUCACUCAGGCCCCCAGAAAGAAUCGACAACGAAGUCCAUUUUCAGUGCGUUCAAGCGAUCAUCCAAGCAGCCAGAACCUCGACCUCAACAGCAGAUGCCACAUCCAAGCCAGGUUCAAGACAUGCAGCCGCAACCGCAGCUGCAGCAGUCUCACAAGAGCCAAGGUCAGCAAAGGAUGCCGCCAGCUGUUCCGUUAUCACAGAGAAAUCACCUACCACAACAAGGACCUCAUCACAUGUACCAAGAACAGCGCCCAUCCAUGGGUUCCUUUGAGCAAGGACCUCUCCCUCAACACAACAUGGCUGGCAGAAGCCCCGAAGCGAUGCGGCAAAACAACGGAAGAUUCUCAAGCCAACAGGACGUACCUUUCGAACCUGUUAUGACUCGGGCAAUUCCGAACGGUCCUGGGCCAGGUGGAAGCGUACGCGCCAACCCCCAACCUUACGUUGAACCUCAGUACGACCAAGUCCCUAUCCCUCGAGGAUAUGAUGCCGUUCACGGUGAAGGAGGCGUAGCGCCAUCUCCCUACGCCCUCUCACGCACCUCGCCACCGGUUCAGUAUCCUGCGUACCAUUCACCGCAGGUGCCACAAUGGGGCCAGCCUCCUGUUACUCAAAGGCAUCCGUCUGAAAUGUCAAUGUACAGCCACCCCAGCCCUCCCAUACAGCAAGGACAGCAGCUGCUUCACAGUCAUCCACAAGGAGGCGCAUGGCCCGAGGGUGACCGGCGCGUGAGCAUGGCCUCCCACCAGUCCAACAUUUCGCACGCCAGCCAUAGCACGCAGGCGGCCCAUGUCGGUCCGCAAGGUGAUGUGCCAGUUCCCAAUCAGCAACAUCAGCCACAACAAGACCCGAGAGGAAUACGGUUGGUGAACCAAGACGACAGCCGUAUCGCGGGUCCGGACUCGCAAUUUGGUCAGCAAACCAUGCCGCCAAGUCAACAGCCUCAACAGCAACGAUACUCCCUAGUCGAUACGCCAGCUCCAGUCGCAGCAUCUCCCCAUAUGCAUCAAAGUAAUAGCAGAGAGGCUCAGAGGAAUCAACAGACCAACUCUGCUGAAGGGCAAACGCAUGCCAGUAAUGUGGUCCGAAGCCCGCAUGACAAGCCUCCAUCUCCCCAUCCUCAGGAGCACGCUCAGCAGACGCAAGGGCUUGCAAUCGAUGCUGGUAAUAUCAUGGGAAACAACUUCCGUAGUGUUUCCGACGACAAGCAACGGCUGGCGGAGAACAUCAUAUCGUCUGAACCGUCAGUGCCCGCGCCAGCAUCAGCACCCACGGCACCUCGCCUCAGCGUCAACGUGCAGCAAGCAAACCAAGAACCCAAAGACAACAAUGAUCUCUACGAAUCCACACCGCUUCUGCCCUCUAAUCCUUCUCAGCCGCCGGCAGCAGCACAGCCCAUAGUCGCUGCAAACACGGGCCACAGCAUGGUCAGCGACAGCUCUGCCGACGAAGCGCCCCGAAAUGCCAGUCACGCCAACGGCAGCGCUAGCGCAGGCGCCGCCGCGGCCUCGACGACCCUGGCGAGGGGCAAGAGCACGAGAGCCGAGCUGGAGGAUACGGAAGACGAACGUCAGAGGACCAUGCGGCGCGAGGCCCAGGAGGAGAAGAUUCUGGUCGACCCGUACGAGGAGCUGUCGUCGGGAGGGGUCAAGUACAGAAAGGAAGAGGAGCCGGCGGAUGUGCCCCAGAUGAGCGCGACGAGUUACCCCGGCCAGGAGUGGAAUCCCUACGGAGCUGGCGGGUACGAGGAUUGGGAUUGA